AUGGCCGGAAACGGUUCCAUCCUCAGCUACUGGUCCGCGGCGCCACAGCGCAAAGAUGCAAAUGCAUCGGGACCCUCCGGCGGAACACCAACACGGCGAAGCACCGACACCGCACAGCCUUCCGAACCGAAAGCCAUCUCCCCCUUCUCUCCUCCCCCCAAAGCCGGCGCUACGGCCACCUUUCACAUUUCGCCGAUGCCAUUACACAUAGCCCCGCCGCGGGGUUCCUCGACACUUUCCCGCGGAUCCAAGACCUCGCCCGAGUCCCUGCCGAGCUCCCCCGACUCCUUUCCACCGUCUCCAAUACAAUCACACAUACUGGCAAAAUCCAGGAAGGAGAACAUGCUAGGAUCGUCUCAAAAGCCACCUGCCAGUCUGGCCACGCACGAGAUUCGAGAUUCAGAUGACGAUUUGGACAGCGCCAGCGACGGUAGCGGCAACAGCGCCGAGUCAUUACAAGACGCCGUCCGCUUCAACGAGCCGUUCCGAGGUUUGUCCACAUCGGUGUCCUCAACGUCGCUACCGGCGGUGCGGACGGGGACGGGACGGGCCACGGCAACUGUGGCUGGGGCGCGAACGACAUCAGCGGCGUCCCGGGCGGCGUCCUCGUCGUCACCCAACGACAGUUCGUCAGCGCCGUCCAUGACAAAACGCCGAGCCGCUACAGCUAUCCUCACCUCCCCGCUGCCCUCACGGCGCACCAAGCAGGCCCGCGUCUUGCCGGCCAGAGCGAACCCGCCCAAGCACAAAUUCGACAUGAUGGCGUUGGUUCGCCAUGCCCAGCAAGAAGACGCCACCGAUGCUGCCACGCGCCGUGUCGAGGACCUCCUGGCCGAGACCGAAAGGCGGGCCAAACAGGAGAGAGAACUUGGGGAGAAUCGUCGCACGGUCUCUGGUGACGGCAAACUGCCGAGAGCGCCACUUCUUGACGGUCUGUUCGACAGCGCAGCCGGAAGCGCCAGCGGCACACCCGGCGGCAGCGUCAGUGGGGACGGUGGCGGCGAUAAUGGCGCCUUUGGUUCCUUCAACAGAGAUCGGCUCCGCAAAGCCCUCGAUCGUACCGAGGUGGCGGCCGUGUCGGAGUCGUGGUAUUUUUUCAAGGAGUAUUUUGUACCGUCGCCUGCCAAGCGACGGCCCUUCCCGCAAAAGGUAGCGUCCCCAGGGAGCCGUUGGGCGUUCUUGCGGGAUGCAACGAUGCGACAAGAUUUUUUUAUGAUGGGCGUGGUCCGGAAAGCGGUCUUGAGCGCAAACAAUGGUGCUAGUGGUGGGGGGGACCUGUCUGCAUCGCAGCAAACCGCGAGGGAGCCUCACCUUCCCGACGAACUGUUUCUAUGGAUUCUCAACGAAGCUUGUGUGGACCCACUACCUGCCCUCCGCGCCGAGUAUGCAGCCGUUUUGCGCUGCUGUCCCGAGCAGGUACGUCGUUUUGUCGAUGCUGAACGCCUGCUGCUCCUGUUCCAGAAGCUUGGACCGCGAUGGGAAAGUAUCGAUUUGUCUACGCGGCUUGAGCUGGUACCCACCAUCCACCGGCCUUACCCGGGACGUGACUGGUCCCCGCUACGUUCCCUCCUAAGCCUGGUGGCUGCGCUCGCCGACUGCUUGACCUUAGAGACUGUGUCUUGUGCUGUUAAGAUCCUGCUUCGGCUGGGCAUUGACCGUGUUGUGGAAGAGACCCCAGACCUUCUACAGGACUACCAGGAAGCCAUGCGCAGGCUUGUUGGCCGUGUGCCAUUGGCGGACUGGAACGACUUUUGCCACGAUACGGGAUCAUCCUUGUACAACAGCGUCCAGAAGCCGUCCUUGCGCUGGCAAGUCUUGGCCUGCAUGCCUCUGGACACGCCGGCCUGCCACGAUAUGCGGCGACGGUUGGCGUCUGUGCUGUUCUUUAACGACCCGGAACGAGCCCGACAGGACCCACGCCGCCAGAUUCAGUUGACCCAGGGCUUGGCCAAGUUGGCCGUUCGGGACGACCUCGUUUUGACGCCUGCCACCAACUUUGUCGACCUGACAGCCCUCGUGGACAUGCUCAGCGUGUUUUUAGAUGACGUGGGCCGAGAGGCGCUGUUACAGCAAGCCGCUGUGUUAAGCAGUUCGGCGAAGCCCAAGGACGAGGUCGCUGCUGCUGCCGUCCGCGCCUUUGACGCCGACAUUGACAGCCUCGUCCGGCGGCUGAAGGUGAUUGGCCACGGCAUCGAGUCCACAGGCGGCGGCCACAUUGCACAACUCGACAGCAAGACCGCCUUUGAGCGGCUGCAGAUCCGAUUGACACACUCUGUGCGAACACGGCCACGCGGAAGAAAGAGCAUCUUUGACGGACCUGGCUCUGCAAAAGCGAUCGGUGGAGGUGCCGACGCGGAUGACGAUGCGAGAGGCAUCCAGCAGAAGCAACAGGACAUCCGCAACUUCUUUAUGCAAAGGUUGGGCAAGAAAAUGGCCAAGUCAUGA
Molecule: messenger RNA, 2445 nt
Organism: Sporothrix schenckii 1099-18
Lineage: Eukaryota; Fungi; Ascomycota; Sordariomycetes; Ophiostomatales; Ophiostomataceae
Exons: 2
Coding region: 1-2445 (814 amino acids)
Source: RefSeq, a predicted model, not a curated record